Carassius gibelio (silver crucian carp) is the source of this 1482-nucleotide messenger RNA. RefSeq lists its product as uncharacterized. NCBI's taxonomy places the organism in Eukaryota, Metazoa, Chordata, Actinopteri, Cypriniformes, Cyprinidae. The transcript has 7 exons. The coding region runs from base 483 to 1481 and encodes 332 amino acids. The record is from RefSeq and is a predicted model, not a curated record.
CACAACAACUUCUGUUUUUUCUGUAUUCAAAGCUAAAGAGAAGUUCAGCAUACCCCCUGAGACAAACAUGUAUGUGCUGGAUGACAGUGGAACAGAGGUUGAUGAAGAGGUCUUCAGCGACAUCUUGGAGGAAAAAGCAGACAUCCUGUGGACCAUUGUUAAUGUUCUUUCAGUUUCUGACUCUCCCAUCCAGUCCUCGUGCACAAACACCUUGUCACUAUCAUCACCCUCAUCGGACAGUGAUGCUUCUCUGAUGUCCCCAAAAAGACAGCGCAUUGAUGACACCUUUGUGAUGUCCCCAAAAAGUCUACAUACUGAUGACAGCCAAAAAGAGGUGAUGUUUUUUCAGAACAUUUCUCUUUAUGUUGUAAACAUUACAUUUACCUGUUACUGUUACCAUAACAUUUUUACCUGUUGUCAAGCUUGUCAAAAGAAUUCUGGAACAAAAGCCUGGAGGUGAGAAAAUCCUUGCAAAAUAUACAAUGACAGGAGAGAUGAAGGACCGAGCACGCCGUGAUCUCGUCAGCAUUGUUGUUGCUGAAAUGUUUGAAAAGUAUGGACGUGCUCCCCCUAUGGAUAAAAGAGCACAGUAUGCAUUGGGGAUAGUAACACUGUUCCCCUCUCUAAAAGAUCCCUACUCCAAAAAAGGCUAUGAACACUUUUUUGACAUAGACAGCAAUGAGGGCUACAUUGCCUGGAAGAUUAAAAACACACAGCGAGAACUCAGCAAUGGCGGUACCAAUGGGGGUAGGAGAAGGAGCUCUCACACUACAGGCAGCAGCGGACCAAACUUAGAGAGAGAAGUGACUAAAGUGCAGCAGUUGGAGGGAGACCAGUGUCGAGAGGCCAUAUCUCUACUGAAACACAGCACAGACAACGAACAGAUCUUCAUGAAAAUGAGAGAAACCUUCCAGCACAGGCAAAAGUUGAUCCAUGAUCCUGAGCAAUGCAGCACAGUGCUUACUGUGUUCCCAAGGUUUCUUGACACAAAAGGCCUGGUGGCACACGACUUUGACCUGUUGUUUGGAGCUGAGACUUCAUCAAAACUCCUUGAGAAAUGGGAUUUCCUGAAGGCCAAAGUAAUAGAGCAAGCCAAGGACAUCAGCAAGACACCCCUGCUUGACCAUCUCAUCCAGUCUGCAGAGGAGAACACUGAUGAGGAUGACGAGGUCCCAGGUUGGGAUAGUGACAUGGCCUCACUGCUACUGCUGGUCUACCUACUGCCACCACCUCCAAGUGGAAAGAAGGGAGCUGUAAAGAUCAGUACCCGGGAAGCUGUGGACCAUGUAGUCAAAUUUCAUAAGUCAUGUCGCAGCCUUCAGGAGCACUCUGGUCCAAACCAGCGGAGGCAGCCCUACAUCCUGGCAGUUGGGACGACAAGAAAGCACAUCCACGAGUUCUACAUUGCAUUGGAUGGUGAUCUCCUUCCCUGCAAGGGCAAGUCUUCCCUGUCAGCCUUUGAUGAACUUGUCACAAGGUGAC